AUAAGGAGCGCUUAGUAUGAGCUGUGACCAUGAAGAGCGCGGGCAGCGCUUCAGGGUAACUGGACUCUGACCAAUAUCAUGAACUCUGAUGUAUGCACGAUUGACGACUUUUCUGAGCUUAAGGAUCUAGUUGAGAAGUCCCAUAAUGUUAAGGCAGAUGUAUCUGAUGAAAUCAAGAACUUACUUGCUAGAAGAAGUGAAAUAGAGCACAAAUUAAAAAAGAUAAACUCUUUAAUACCUGAUUUCCAUAAGUUACAAAUAAAUGCCGAAAAUUCUUCAAGAUUGGUGGGCUGUGCUUCAAAACUUGCUCUACAGCUCAGUGGGAAAGUGGAGCAAUUAGAUUUUGUGAAAAAUCAUGUUCUUAAUUGUGUAGAUAAACUUAGUCAUAUAAUUACUGUAAGAAACAGUGCAGUUGGAGUGAAACGAUGUCUCAUGGACUCUAAAUUAGAUGAAGCCGCUGGUUACGUGUUUACUUAUCUGGAAAUGGAGAGAGACAUAAUUUCUCUUAUCUCUCGUCUAUCAGCGGAUAAUCCUGAUAAUAACCCAUUGAAAACUCUGGAUGACAGUCGACAAAUUCUCGUAAAGAUGGCAAUUGGGAAAUUCGAUGAAUAUAUUUCGAAACGGGAUGAAAAGAAUAUAGUACAUUUGUUAAAGAUAUUUUUCUUAUUGGGCGAAACCAAUGAAGGAAUUCGACGAUUUUCUACAUAUCUUUGCUCAUACAUUUCAAAUAAAUGUGAAAUAUUGAUAACUACUUAUAAAUCAUCUUCAAAAUCAUCUGAAUUUGCAUCAGCUAAUCUAAUCACAGAAAUUUUAGAGUUUGUUGCGGAUACAUUGAAAAAUAUUUCAAUGUACGUCGAAACAUACUGUGGUCCAGGCAACAUAUUUGGGUUUGUAUCUUCUGUUCAUUGUGUCGUUGACCAAUACGUCAAGUGUGUAAUCGAGCGUUUCUAUAAUUAUCAUCAUCUUGAUGAACUUUGUUCAGUGCUCAAGAAAUUAAAUAGUAAUAGUUUAAACAGUAAAAGACAUGAUUCAUCAGCUCAGUCGAUCAAUAGAGAUAAAAUAUUGGAUUCAAACGAAUUAGGAUCAGAUCGCGUAUUGAUCAUUGAGCCUAUAAUUGUUGAAACAUUACAGAUCAUUACAUGUUCAGAACUUUAUUUGAGAUUUAUACAGAGGCGAAUUUCUGCUGAUAUCAAACAGUGCAAUCUUGCAGAAAAUGAUUUUAAAAAGAAAAGUAAUGAAAUUUCAAAGUUUUUUGAAAAUUCUCAUCUUGUUUGUCAAGUACAAGAUUUACUCAAUAAAUAUCUUAAUUUAGAACAAUAUUAUCUUUAUGUGACAAUGAUAAAGGCAUUAAAUUCAGAUGAAGUCGACUCAUCUAGUAAUAUAUGGUGCUUUAUUGACGAUGUGUUUUUCAUCACUAAGAAAAGUCUUGUUCGAUCUCUUUCAUCUGGUAAUGUGGAUACUAUUUGUGCUAUGGUGAAUCAUAGUUGUUCAAUGCUAAUUGAUCUUAUGGUAAAUGAUUUUCUGGGCAACGUUAUUCGUACAGGGUUUCCUUCGGGUUGGGUACAAGAUGCAUACAGUUAUGUUCAGAAUAGUGUUGCUGUGGCUGGUUCACUUAGUUCUUCUUCAUCCAUUGUCAAUGUUCCAACAGUAUCAUCAUUUAAUAUGAUUGGACCUAAUGCACUUACACGAUAUCAUUUUCUAGUUACUCUUAAUAGUAUUGAAGCAUCUCAAAAAGAUUUAUUGUCUCUUGUUAAUCAUCUUGAAAGUGAAUUAAAUUUACUUUAUCAAAAUCAAGAAAUCAAUUCACAAAAACUUAAUAUGUGUAUCACGGAAUUAAAAGUUUCUAUCUCAGAUCAACUUCAAGCAUUACUUGAUUCUGCAUUCGAGUAUCUUUCAACUAGUGUUAUUCAAAGUCAAGUAAAAAGUUUGUUAAAUGUUUUCAAAUCAUUGAAAUAUGAUUUAACUGAGGAGGAUUUAGAUGUAUUCUCUGCUAAUGAUCGAUGGAUUGAAUCAUGUAUAGCUCAUACAGAAGAUUUUCUCAAACCAUUUAGGUCUGUUCUGUCAACUGAGAAUAACGAUCGAUUUGUAUUAAUUCUCAUAAAUGAAAUUUUGCAUCAACUUGAUCAAUUUAUUCAAAGGAAAUCUUUCAGUAGAUUUGGAGCUAUUCAACUAGAAAAAGAAUAUCGUAAUUUGUUUGCAUAUUUGACAUCAAUAUCUUACAGCUCUUUGCGUGAUUAUUUUACGCGUAGUUUACAGAUUUGUAGACUUUUAAACUUGGAUCGAAUUGAAGAAGUACAUUAUUAUUGGAAUAGUUCUAAUUGGCGUCUUACUGCACAUGAAGUCAGAAGUAUUCUAUCUCUAAGACGUGAUUUUGCUGUAAAUGAAAUUCGUGCACUUAAACUACAAUGAUCUUACGUUUUGUCAGUUGUUCUCCUUUCUUUUCUUCUCUUGUUUUUAUUUUCUCUAAAUGUUUUUGUUUUGUUUUUCUAAUUUUUACAAUCUAAUAAAAUUUAUGGGAUAUCCCAACUGUUGUUACCAUGGAAUUGGUGGUUUUUACAAAUUUGAUAGAGUUGAAUUAGAGGUUUUCUUUUUUGAGUCAUGAAUUCUUCAAAUUCGGCAACAAAAUUGACUAACUAUUCAUAUUAAUAUUAUUCAUGAAUUUAUCAUCAACACAAAUGAUAAACUUGGAAAAUUUAGAAUUACAUUAGUCGAUAAUAAUUGAAUUACAUUAAUUGUGAAUACGGUACAAAACAUUGACUGGUCAAACAAUGUCAAAUCGUUUCAUAGAAGUCAUAAGCGAACCAGUUAACGGAGUGUUAGUUUUAUUGAUGAAUAUAAAAGUGAUUUAUGCAUGGAACGACCUGAUGAUCUUUCGAAAUCCUACUGACGGUGAUGAUAUUAAUUAAGGCACGAAAAAAAACACUCGAAUAAUUUCAUCUUUUUCAUACAACAGAAUUAGUUAAGUACUUUUAGGGGAUUCUCUUUGUAUCCUUUCUUUCGCUUAGAUAUAUAUACAUAUAUAUAAUCGAAUAUAAGGAAGUUUCUAGAAAUACUAGAACAAGGUCAAUCGGGCCAGUUUAGCUACAGUGCUUCAUUUUUAUUCUGACCAUCAAGAAAACGGAUUAUUGUAUAUGACAUUGCUAUGGUAAUUAUGACUGAUGUGUUUACGAAAGCUAAAGUGAUUUAAAAGUGUUUCAUAAAAUUGUAACUAACUUAUGUUUACCACAGGCUUACAGCUAAAUCGUGCUGAAACUCAAGUAUUUUAGUGGAUACACUCUACUUUGUAUUAUCUAAUGAUCGUUGAGAAAUAUGUAUCUUUAUUCGUUUCAGUGUUUUAUAAAACAAUACGAGAUGAAAUUGCCUAGAAAAUAAAUGAUUCGCACGAGUCAGUCUAUAGUUGCAUUUCCAUAUAUAUUCAGUUUGAGCAUAACAAAACGGUUCCUCGAAUUGAAGACAGUCACGCUCGUUGACUAGAUAUUCCAUAUUUUAUUGGAAGAUCAAUAGUCUUUUUUUACAAAAUGCUUUAAGUGUUGUGGUUUGUGUAAUUUGUAGACGAUAUUCGUGAAUUAUUGACCGCAUUGGCUUACUUUGAAAUAAAUUGGUAAGUCUCCGUUGUAAAAUCGUCACCGGUUGGACUCAACUAGUUUGGGAUUGAUGCAGUCGUCACCAAUAAGAUUAAAUGAUCGUGUCACUGUUUUUGCUACUGAAUGAUGUUAGAUUUGGUAUAUUGUCGAACCCCCGCCUAGUUGUCUAAUAGCUAAGUGCUCUCUUCGAGAUAUAUGACCAACCUGUAACGAAAAUAUUUUAUACACAUAGUUCCUUUUUAUUAUCAUAAAUAGAGCAAGAACAAAGAUUGGUGCAGAAUAAUAAAUGAAUUCUUUUUUUUUAUUUCGUUAGGUUCUCAUCAGUUGCUUACAACCUGAAAUAUUUAAAAUUCAACAUUAUUACAGAUAUUGACAUAUUUAUACAUAAGAUGGUGAUUAAGGAUCAAUCCAUGUGUAUGAUGAUGUAGCAAGCAAAGAUUCAGAUAGAAUUAAUGAGCUCAUAAAAUGUUUGAUUCGAAUAAAUAACUAAAGUUAGAGAGGGAAAGUUCCAGGACUUUGAAAUAGUGAUUAGAACUCAUGAAAAUAGAUUAAUGGUAAUAAAGAAAAUAUGAAUUGAAAUCAAUCAAUUAUGUAUGAUGUAAUUUAAAAGAGUUGGAGUAAUGACGCAAUAAAUAAAUAGAGAAAUAAAUGAAUAAAAGGGGUUAUUGUUACCAGGGUAAAGAAAGAUUUAUUACUGUCUCUUUUUGUAUACAUAAAUCUGGUUUUAAACGUUUGAUUGCUAACGCUUCAGCGAAUUUCAAAAGGUUCGAGUUUGACUGUUUGUUAAUCACCUUGAAGGAUUUCAGUAUAUCAACUUCAUGUCCUGUAUCAAGGAGAUGUCUUGCGAUGGCACUGUUGAAUGCGUUCAAUCCAUUUAAUCUUAAACUUUUCGGAAUAUGUUCUUUGAAUCGGACGUAGACUCUCCUUUCUGUUCUACCAAUGUAACUGCUUUGGCAGGCACAUGUAGACUAUUAAAUUAUGGUGGGAUUUGAUUAAAUGUUCUUCUGGGCAGUAUGAACAUUGCUGUAUAUUAAAGUAAAACCUAUUUAGGGUCUAAUAUAUAUAUAUAUAUAAUCUUUACAAAAAUAACCAAACUCAUCACUACUCGCUUGCUGAUUUCACAUCUAAAAUCUGAAAUGUUCGAAUAAUGGAAUUUCCGUGUUGAAAACGAUCAUCCAUACACAGAACACUGACGAAAAACUGUAAGCGAAUUCAAUUCAAAUCUUGAACUAAUAAUUAUGCAAGUAAGAAAAUCAAUCAUUGUUGUACCUCGAACUUUUUUUUACACCGGAAAUAGCAUGUUUAUUAUCAUAUAACACUCAGUGCUCGGUUUAUUCACAGUGAUGUCUAUUUAAUUUGUUUUUUAUAAACACAAACAUUUUUCCCAAGAGGCAUCAACUAUAUAUGCGUUACAUUUUGUCAUUCGAUUUGUAUGAGGGCUGGGAUACUGCCCAGGCGCCCAAACCGGAGCAAGUGGUUUUCUUAGGAGGACAUACCCCAAACCUUUGAACUAAAGGUCUAAUUCACAAGGUAGUGGAGCAGCGUUAGGAGAUGCAGUCCCGUUGUAGCCGGUGAUUAAUAGGUUCAUACACCAUUCAUUCCCUCCUGAAGACUAUAUGGAACAUUGAUUUGGAGUCAGGGUUAUCCAACUUCCUUAGGUGGACCCGCCAACCCGGUUAAAGCGCCGGAUGUUCACUUCUCAUCCUCUCGAUUUCGUAAAUAACACCCCCAUUACGAAAAGGUAGUGAGUAGGAUUUCCCUGACUGGCUGUAUAUGUAAAGCAUUUCAAGAGAGAGAGCGAACUCGACCGUACUAAGGUAUUUGGCUGUUCUGCAGUCUAUAGGACAUUAUAUGUGGUGUGGCAAGUCAGAUGAUCCAAAAUAAUUAAUUAAACGGUCACCACAAGCAACAACGUCUUUUGAAUACAUCAAGUGAAGUCGCUAACGCGUAGACGAAUUUAUAGCGUAUUUAAAUUUAAUUCCAUGAACUAUCUCAUAUUUUCUGACUUCUAGAAAUCUACGAGACAUUAAUUUGUAUUGUAUAGCCUUUAUUCCGAGAUCUUCAGUUAUUCCUAAUCAUACUAAAUAAGCGAAGCAGAAGUGGUCUUGCUAAUUUCAACCCCAUACAGAAGAAGGUUGGAUAUUUGUUCAGCAACCUCAUCCCAUAGAAAACAACCUUGCUAAAAAAAACUCUAACCAGAAUAAACAAUUUAGACCAUUUCAACUGUGUUCUCCAAGUUGAAGCAUCUUUAUUCAAAAGAGUUAUGAAGUCUCAUGAUAUAAGCUGAGAUUCUUCAGAAGUCACAAAACCGAAUGAUAGAAUAGGAUUAACACUAAAGAACAUCAAAGUAACAUAUUUUAUACACAGUGGAUGGAUUUAAUUUUUUUUUGUUGUAAACAUUUUUUUAUACACUAAGAACAUGGAAUGAUGCAAAUAAAAAGAGAUUCGGAAACAUUUUUGUAUUGUACAAUCAUCAGGCAUAUAAAUUCAUAUAUUCAAUCUCGUUAGUAACGAACGAAAUAGAAACAUAAUUCUCUUUUUCUUUUUUGUUUUUUUUGUUGAAAAGAAAAUGUUUUUGUCAUAGAUUUUUUCUUCACACUUUCACUCAAAUCAAUAAUGAUAUCGCGUUUUAUUCAUUACAUUUUGAAAAUAAAAAAUGUAUCUUGUACACUAUACAACGAUUAGGGUAUUUUUUCAAACUAUUCAAAUUAUUGAUCGAAAUCAAUAAGAUUAUAAUUUGAUUUUUUUAAAAGAAUAGUAAUAUCUAAUAAUUGAGUUGUUGCUACCUUGACGUGGAGGUCGGGCUUGCCUGUCGUGAUGAAGCGACCGAGCUAUACUGGUUGGAACAACCGUUUCUCAAGGUUCUACCAUAUCAGACAGGUCGGUUGAAGAGCGGUAAGACUAAAAGCAACAAACCCAAGAUCCGAAGGCAAAGACGUACUGCUGAAUGUACAGAGCUGUGAAAGCAGUAGGGUGUUUCCUUCAGACAACCAGCAUGACAACGAUGCUGCCUUCCCACAAGAAGAGGUGGUGUUAGAAAAGGUCGAUCCUAAAAAUGCACACCUCGCCUUACCCCACGGAUAUCCGUCUCCGGCGGUAAGAUUUCAACAAGUACGAGCUAACACGAAAAUUACUCACAAAAAUGUCGUGUGUUACCGACCUCAAGCAGUUGUCCUUGGGCACAGUGGUCACACUCUCAGGUCACUAAGACCACCUCUAAUCCACUUUCUUUUUCAGGUACCUCCAGGACAACCCUUCCACGGUGUGAGCAACUGGGAAGUGAUAACCGCCCUCAUACCUCUAACAUCACUCAAGACCACUGUAUUCAUAAUCAACCUCCAUCUUCAAUUCCUAUUAUUCCUCAUACAUCGACAUUCAACUCUAAACUUCCUUUUUCGGCUUACCCCUCAAGUGUCACCAUAGCCAACGAUUCUAGUGCUCAAAACACUGUCCCGGGUGUACUGAAACCUCGCUCCAAACUACAUAUUGAAGACUUCAACGUACGCACACUAUGUCAAAUCAGUCAGCAGGCCUCCUUGGCUAGAACCCUGGAAUCUUGUGCCAUUGAUGUAUACUGUGUCUCCGAGGCACGCCAGUUCUCGUGGACUGGCAGGCGUGGACAUAGUACUAAGUAGAGGGCGGAACAAGCACUGUUAGAGUGGAUCCCCGUCAACAGUCGUCUAUGUGCUGUUCGGCUAAACGGCUCCGUAAGAACUCGGAAGGAUAGAGACACACAUCGUUGCCUUUUUGUCGUUUCUGCCUACGCUCCCACCGACUGCAGCUCAGAUGAAAUGAAAGAUGAAUUUUACAGAAAGCUAUCUGAACUUCUUCAGAAAGCUAAACGUUCAGACAUAGUACUCGUAGCAGGUGAGUUUAAUGCCCAGAUAGGUAGUUUAAACCAAACAGAAAGGCAUUUAGGUGGAUAUUUUAGUAUUCCGACACAGCAAACAGAUAAUGGUGAUCGUCUGCUGCAACUAUGCUCAGACAAUCGUUUAUUUUUAGCAAACACAAAUUUUAAGCAUAAGGAGAGACAUCGUCUAACAUGGCGACCCCCUACACCAAACCAACGAUGGACUCAAAUAGACCAUAUUGCCAUCAGUCAUCGUUGGAGAGGGUCGGUAGAAGAUUGUCGCUCAUUCUGGAGUACCUGCUUGGACUCCGACCAUGCCCUAAUACGGGCACGCAUCUGCUUGCGCCUCACUGGACGCAAAAAAGCCACAUUAAAAAGACCCAUUAGAACUGAGUUGAGUAACGAGAAAACCAAAAGUAGGUUCCAGGAACAACUGAGGUCAAACUCAGGUAGUUCUGAAAACGAGACUGACCCGGAUGUUGCUUGGAAGGAUAUACAAACAGCUGUGGAAACAGCAAUGAAAUCUAUUAGUGACUUAAACCACAGAGUUACAAAGAACCAGUGGAUUUCUUCAAAGUCUAUCACACUGAUGGAUUCUCGCAAACUCGUCCCAUCAGGUUCCGAACAUGAUGAAGAGCGACGACAAAUCAGAUCUAGGUUAAGAAAAAGUCUAAGAAACGACCGUGAGCAGUGUUGGGCAAUGAAAGCAAAAGAGAUGGAAAAGGCGGUGGCCAUAGGGAACACAAGACAACACUACAGACUAAUAAAAGAAACUGGAAUUAAUAAGUCAAGUUUAAGUCAGACUAUUUCGGAAAAAGACGACACUCAUCUCCUCCCAGUCCAGGCGUUUAGAACGAUGGGCGGAACAUUUCAGAAGACAGUUCAGCUGGCCUUCAGCUACUCUACAACUACCCUCCAUUCCCAGACAGUGUGAAUGGAACAUUGAAGUAGGUCCCCCAACUCUAGCAGAAGUUCAAAAGGCUAUAGUUAAUCUGAAACGAGGAAUGGCAGUUGGUCCAGAUGCAUUGGCUCCAGAGGUCUUUAAGGAUGGUGGUCCAAUUUUAGCGAUUAGUUGACUAAUAUUUUAGCUAAGAUCUGGGAGUUAGACGUCAUCCCAUCUGAAUGGUCACAAUCACUUAUCGUCCCAAUAUAUAAGAGAGGGUCAAAAUCAUCCUGUGACAACCAUAGGGGGAUUAGUUUAACUAAUAUAGUAUCUAAAAUACUAGCCUCGAUAAUUAUCAGACGCCUAACUAAGACUCGUGAACUGCAAACACGAGAGAACCAAGCUGGCUUCAAACCUGGUCGUGGCUGUAUCGACCACAUAUUCACCAUUCGUCAGGUUCUAGAACAUAGGCAUACUUAUCGGCGUCCGACAAUGGUGGUCUUUCUUGAUUUAAAAGCAGCAUUUGACUCUGUAGACCGCAAGAUUCUGUGGCAGUGUCUGUCAUUGAAAGGCGUACCUCAUAAGUACAUAAACCUUGUGAAGGCUCUUUACUCGAACACUACCAGUUGAGUCAGAGCUUAUGGCGAACUGUCAUCUGCUUUUGCAACCUCAAGUGGUGUCCGUCAAGGCUGUUCACUUUCUCCAUUUUUGUUUAAGUUCAUCAUAGACCUAUUGAUGGAAAUAACUUGCUCGUCUACUGAAUUCUCGGGUAUUGAUCUACUACCAGGAGGUCCACUUAUCGACUUAGAAUACGCAGAUGAUAUAGUCCUGUUUGGUGAAAACGCUGAUAAAGUGCAGAGUCUUCUAGUAGCACUGAGCAACAAUGCCCGAGUGUUUGGAAUGCGCUUCUCUCCCUCUAAAUGCAAGUUGUUGCUUCAGGACUGGUCUGCGUUAACACCUGAACUAAGGAUAGGGAGUGAAGUAGUCGAACGCGUUGACAACUUCACUUAUCUUGAAAUUCUGAUCAGCCCCAAUGGGUUGGUGUCUGACAACAUCUCUGCACGGAUUCGAAAAGCUCGUUUGGCUUUUGCCAAAUUGCGUCACCUAUGGCGAAGGCGAGAUAUUCGUCUAUCAAUAAAAGGACGAGUAUACUGCGCGGCAGUCCGUUCUGUUUUAAUUUACAGCAGAGAAACACGGCCAUUAAGAAUAGAAAACACUCGUAAGCUACUAGUAUUUGAUAACAGAUACCUUAGAAAUAUUGCUGGCGUCUGCUGGGAUCACCCGGUAAGUAAUAGUGAGGUUAGACGCAGGGUAUUAGGUAAUGAUGGUAAAUCAGUUGAUGAGGUUAUGAAUCUUCAUCGACUGACAUGAUUGAGCCACGUAUUACGUAUGCCUGAACACCGAUUACCAUGACGCGCAAUGCUGACUAGUGUUGGGGAUAGUUGGAAGAAAGUUAGGGGUGGCCAAACCAAAACGUGGCAUCAGGCCACAACGUCACUAACUUCUAGUCUUAGAUAUGUUGGUAGAUGCAGACUACUUGGUUGGGGUUCGAGUGACUAUUGUGACCAAUAGUUGAAGACUGUGUGUGACAUGGCUCAGAAUCGAUCAAAAUGGUGCAGGUGUAUACACUCUCUGUCCUCCCUUAAACUGAGAUUAAAAUUGCUAUAUAUAUUUCUUUCUACGAACUAAUUCUUCUUUUAUUAUGUCCUUAUGUGCUGAGAAUUCUGUAUUGUACCAAAAUAUAAUAUUGAAUAAAGCCAUUAAUAAUAAUAAUAUAUAUUACCAUCAUUUACUUCUAUGAAGUCGGUGUUCAUCUUGUUGUGCUAAUGCAGUAUGGCAACUUGGUACGAUGCACAUAUGUGCCUGUUCCUACGUUAUAGCUGACUGAAUAGUUGAUUUCAAAUGUCAAUUAAAGCUAGAUCAUCAUGAAAAACCUGAAAGCACUGGACUUCUGUUCCAUUCUAGUGUGGGAUUCCUCAGCGGGGUGCACUCACUAACCUGAUAGCGGGAUUCGAACACGGGACCUACCAGUCUUGCGUGCAAACGCCUAAGCUCUAGACCACUAAGCUGUCAUUCAACGGUGUUAAUGUCUAACUUAAACCAAUCCAUGGUGGGCUAACUUAAAUUAACUCAUGAAUUCAACUAUUAAAUUUCUAUAAUAUCCACGAAACCCCUUUGUAAUAAUAAUAAUAUUAAUAUCGUUGUGACACUUGAAUACAAUAUUUAAGUGUAGUGGAUAUAUUCAAAAGAGUUGUGCUUAUAAGCCAAUAAUUGUUUUUAUUUUCUAAAUAUGUGGAUUUGUAUCCAAGCAACAAAAUUGUUAAUAUAUUUGCAAAAUACAAAAAUAUGCAUUAGAUAAUUUGUUGAAUCCCUUUUGGUUAAACAAAUCAAUGCAGUUGAUUAAUUCAAUGUAUUAAAAUAGUUAGAAAUUUAGCGAUGGAUAGUUUAGCAGUUCAGUCAGUUGUUUGACAGAAGAAAUUCAAAUCCAUUUCAAAUAAGACUUGAGAUCUAUUCUGGAUUCAAUAAGCGUGUUAAAAUUCCGAUGGAGGACUGUACUAAACAUCUGUAAUACAGUCUGCCCGACUAACUAAUCAUUUUUUGGCUGCAGUUUCAAUUUGGCCACUAACGAAUGAUGAUCUGAAGCGAUAGCAGCUGUUCUCUGUUCUCACGUCUUCCAUAGACGUUCUGAGUUUUUUAAUUAAUGCGUCUUUGUAUGUGUUUGUGGAAACAAUAGUACCACUUAUAACGAUUUAUUGAAAGCACAUAGAUUUGUCAGUCUCAUUAUUUUUGUUCUUUUCUCCCCAUUUAUGUCUCCCUAUAUCUUUAAACAAAGUGUUGAUCUCCCAUUGUGAUGGUCAAGUUUUUUCAUGGGCCCUUCUUCAGAAUGGAAUGCAACCUCUCAUAAAACUGAUAUUUGUAAUGAACUUUGAGUUGGUAUUUUGAAAACAAGACAAACCUUAAUCAUUUCAGGUAAUCAUUAUCACGAUUGUCAACUUCAUCACUGAUUUUCUUGAUAAACGAACAGAAAGAAAACGAAAAUUUAGCUACCCAAAAAUGACUUAAAACCUAAACGAUCGAAAUAUUUGCCAACGUAUUAACCCUAGACCUUUGAGGAUUCAAAAUAAGAAAGAUUGAUUCAGUGAAGAGUUCUAUUUUCGGAGAAUUCAUUUUCGAAACUGUACAAUUGCAAAGAUAUGUACUUAUUUCACAUGAUUAUAAUAAUUACAAUAAUAAUGAUAAGAAAGUUCUGUUAAACAUCGUAACAAUGAAGUAGAAUAAACAGAGAUAUCAAAACGUUGUUUUUAUCAAGCAUAAGCUCAAUAAUCAGACACCUUGUGAACACAGGUCACUGAAUCAAAGUGGACUCUUCCCUCAGUCGUCUACAAGGUAAGUAUAAAAUUGUCAAAGGCAGUUUUAUAUUGGAUCUUCUUAUCACCAUCAAAAGAAUCUCUGGAAAAAUCAGAUAUAUGUGUCCAAAAGAAAUUGGCACAACCUCUUCUUCUACCAUGGUCUUAAUCCUUCAUAGUUUUCUCUCUUCUUCAUCAUUUUCUUCCACAGACAUCGACUUCACAUUCUAUUUUCUCGAUAGACCUUUUAUAAUGUACACGAACACACGUAGGUACAACCAGUGUGAAAUAUGAGAACCAUACAGUAAAUGCUUCAUUUGCAGAUUUUUAUCAUUUGUUUUUCACAUUCUGUAUGAUGGUUAUGAGUUUCAUAUUUUCUUCAACUGUAGGAAUGCAUCCCUUACUUUGUCAAUCCUUGCAUUUAUAUAUCUGAAUCAGAUGAUGCUUGUUGACUAAUGAUGCUACCGAGGUACGUGGCAGUUUCCGUAUCUUCCAGAGUUCCUCCACCAAGUGUUUGCCUGUAGCUGUUCUAGGGUUACUGACUGUCUCAAACUCGGGUAAAGGAGGAGGGUUGCGGAUGGGAUCCGCAAUCCCAUCCCAUAGAAAACAACCCUGUUAAAAAAAUGCUAACAAUCGCACACUGACUCAAUGAAAUUUAGUUAACAUAUAAUACUUUAAAUAAAUAUAUACCAUGGCUAACUAGUUAUAAUGAUAAAACUAAUUGUAAAUAGAAUUCACUUUUUAGAAAAAAUACCUGCCCAUGGAAACUAAUCACUUAUUUGUUUCUGUUUGCUUGAAAGAUUCACUCAAUAUGCCUACCAAUAGUUAUUAUUAUGACAUUGAUUAAAUAUAACGACGAGUGAAUGAAGUUAAUAAAUUAUUAACCCAUGACCUAACAGUCUCUUGCGCGAAUGCUUAAACUCUAGACCACUGAACCGGCAUCCAAUGUCAUUAACGUCUAACUUCCACCAAUCCAAGAUAUUGCGUCACUGUCCACCAAUAUCUUCAGUGAGUUUCUAUCUCACAACAAACCCGGCUGAACUCCACUGGUCAUUGUUUCUCACUAGAACUCCAGGAUAUGCCACUUGAAGUCAGUCAUCAGGAAGGGGUUUUAUGGAGAUUAUUUAACUGUGUUUCACUGAUUAAAUUAAAUUCAUUCGCUAAAUCAUUUAAUGUAAAUUGAGUUUAUUUUUCUACUUUAGCAAUAUUUUUCUUCAACGUAAACAUGAAAAUGAUGGAAGGAGGGGGGGGAGGAGUGAAUUUUUCUCUUUUAUGAUAAUGAAUUCAAGUUUACGAAAGAUAAAUAUGUCCAUGAAUUAGUAUAGAUUUAUCAUCAAAUAGUUAAUUUGAUUUGUAUGAGAGGAAGUUACAAGAGUUUUCAAUCUAAUAAACUGAACUAAUCGAAUGUAGAUAAUAAUUAAUCGUAGUUGUGUGAAUUCAUUCAUAUUAAAUACUGAUUUAUUAUUUUUUUUAAAAAAAGAUUGUUACAUGACAUAGUUACUGUUUACUUUAACCGUGUUUUGUCAAUAUUAGUUUGUUGUGGAUGUGCACUGCUGAGGAGUCCCACAAUAGGACGAAACGGCCGUCCAGUGCUUCCAAGUUUUCCAUGGUGGUCUAGCUUCAACUGACUCAAGAUCCUAACCAUUGUUCCUUCAUUUAUUCAUUCAUUCAGUCUACUCACCUAAUGAACGAUGCUAUAAAACUUAGUGGUUUGUUAGAGGGGAAACCUCUGUCCGACAAGUUUUUUUAUUGAAUUUUUUAUUGAUUUUGAAAUAAAAUUACGUACAUUAAGGUAAUGAGUAAUGAUAUUUCCAUGAAACGUCUAGUUAAUUUACAAUUCAGAUUUAUUUAUUUUCAUUUAUUAACUUUUCAUUUAUCAUGAAGAUGCUUAGAGCAAUUUCAUAGAAGGUGUUCCUUCAUCAUAAUAAAUCAUGAUAAGUGUAUCUGCAUUCAUAUUUAGGAUUGAAGUACAUUCAGCAGUUGAUUUAUCAGAUUCGUGUGAGCUUUUACAAGUUCUAGCACAACAGACUUAUGAUUCAUUGAACUAGAUUUAGAUGAUUAUUGAUGAAUUCCGAUAUCACUAAUGAAUUGAUGUCUUACUUAUGAGCAGUGAUUUAAAAAUUUUCUAGACAAUUAUAUUACUAUUGUUUACAGUUAUUAGCCGGACAUAGACUGGAUUAAAGCAUGCUCAAUGCACGAUUGCUUUGAUGCACGCUGAUUGGGUAAGAAUUAGCCAAUCAGCACUAGUCGAUAGUUGAAGAAUACUCUGGAAUCUUCUCAUGUAAAAACUAUAAAUACACUGACGUUUUCCCUAUUAUGCUUCUUACUUGCAUCUUACUUCCAUCUAACCUUGUUAUUUGGAAUAUAAUCUCUUUCCUUUUCAACCGUGUUCUGAUUUGGGGACUUGUCGAGUGAAUCGGUGUCCGAGAAUACUAAGCAAUAGGAAUAGCUGGGUCAUAACCGUAAGAAAGAGAUUAUAACACCAGUAAUCAGUUUCAUUGAUGUCGUUGGUUCUGUCAUCUAUACAUUUCAUUUACAUUGUAAUCAGAACAUUGAAUCUUUAGUAAAUAAAGUGCUUAUGAAUGUUGAAAGCUGAAAACCAUGGGAGCAACUUAUUUACGAUGAAAGUUUUGCACCAGGUUUUACUUAUGCAUGCUUCCGUACGUUUUGUACUCAUGAAUUUCUAUUUUUCCUAAAAAAAAGACACUUGAAGAGCAUCAUAGAGUUGGUACAUAUAUUUUUGGGUUUUUAUUAUUCCAAAAUGGGAAUUGUUAUGACUGGUGGUCAACUGAUAUGACUGCAUCAUUAAUUGUUGUGUGUGAUCGUCGCUGACUGUUAAACCGAAAUCUCUUAUCAUUCAUGCUUGUAAAUUGAGGAUCUACUGUAAUUCUCACGACGUAAAAGUAAGAACACAAAAAAUGAUAUACAUAAAGAUUUAUUAACCGGAAAACACGAUGACGACAACCACCCUCAUUGAAAAUAUACUCAUUUAUCUAUUGAUUGUACACCGAUUUCGAUUAAUCAUUAGAAUGUAAUCACAUAUAUGAAAGAAUAUUUACAGUUAUAACAAAAAUCAUAUUCCACAUGUUAUGCUGUGCAUAGUUCAAGUCUAUUAAAUACAAGAAUAUCGUAUGUUAUACAGAAUAAGUUAUCAUACGGGAAAACAGAAAGAAAUACUACAUUGAGUAAUCAUUGCAUUGAAUCAAAGCGGAAGUAAUCUUCAACAAAACUCAUAAUGAGUCAUUUCAAUAGUUGAAAUCAUGAGUCGAUUGAAGCUAGACUACCAUGGAAAACCUGGAAGCACUGGAUGAUCGUCUCGUCCUAUUGUGACUUUUUAUCUCGUCAUAACAGGAAUUAACUUUACUGGAAUUCAUUCAUGAAAUGUACAUUAAAACAAGAAACAUUGAUUCAGAGAAUUCAUUUUUGAAGUUGUACAAUAACUAAUAUCCAUUUAUUUUUCAAGAUGAUAAUACUCACAAUAGUGAUACAACAACUUUACUGUAAUCAAUUUUAAUUCUGGCUAAAUGUUGUUAAGCCGUUUUAUUCACUUGACAAACAUUGAAAUUCGACCAGUAAUAAUUCGCAUCUAUCAUGAUACUAUUGAUGAUCACUAUUUUGUCUGUAUAAAUGUGUACUCUUGAUCACAUGUGACAGUCUACAUAUAUAUCUCUCUUUAGCUUAAAAUGUUAAUCGCUUAAAUAUCACUCGAUGAAUUAUUCUCUUUCCCAUGUAUAUUAUGUACUCGAAGCAUUUGCCUUACCUAAUUGAGCCUUAUUUGAUUUGACUGUAAAUUUGCCUCUGUAUUUACUCGUAUAUGCAUAUUGCCUCUGUGCUUCAAAUUCACUCAAUGUUCUUGUAGUUUUGUAAUCUGUACUGUCUGCAACUGAACUACAGUUGUCACUUUUUAUUGCCUUCUGAUUUAAAACACCGUUGAGAUUUAUAUGAUAACGGUUAUCAAGGGGGUGCUCCUUCACGAUGAGUAACAGGCGUAAGUAAGUAAGUAAGGUUAUCAAGGGGAUUAAUUAAUGAAGCUAAGCCACUACACUGACAUCGGAGUAUAAACAAAAAGAUCUUGACUUUAUGAGAUAAACAAUAAAUUAUUCACAAUUUAACUUAAAUAACUAAAGACAUUGAUGAUUACAAGAAAAAGAGAAUUCAGUGAAGAAAACUUUUUCUUCUUUUCGACGAAAUGAUUUACUUAAACAUGAGAAUGUAAACAUUGUCAUCUUGAAUAAUGUCACUUGAUGGGGUAACAUCAUUUUGGAAUAAGUUCUCAUCAAAUUCUAAAUAUUCUGUGAAAGAAAGUUUGUUAUGCCCCGAUAAGAAUAAUGAGGGGUAAUUUUUGGGAUCCAUUUGUGGACCAAAUGCUAUACGUAUAUUUUUAUCGUAUAAUUGUUAAUGAACUAAACUAUUCUUAUCGAUUAAAUGUUUAGGUAUUUCUAUGGUAGUCCAUUGACUAAAUCAUCGAUUAAAUGUUUAAAAAUACUUCCAUGGUAAUAUCGAUUAUAUACAUAUAAUUGAUAGAUGUACGUUUUGAAUUGUGUUUGUGGAUCGCUAUGUGAUACCUCGUUUCUGGCUGUUGCACAAUAUACUUUUCCCAUUCCAAGCUUGGACUUCUCCCUCUAGUUAGUGGGGCUGGGACGCAUCAAAUAGCUAGCUUCCUGGUCUUUGGUCACUGAGUCUUUGUUCUUGUUCGCAGAUGAAGUGAACUCGUGAUAACUUCAAACCUAGCAAAGUUUGACAUUUAAAUCAUGGAAACCAAGCAAUGCAUAUUUAACCAAUUCACUCAUAAUCAGUUAUAUCUAACCACCUUAAAUAAACAAACAUAAUUAUAUUUCCAUUCAAUACAAUAUAUACUGUAAUUUCAUUGUAGUUCAGUUCUAGUUACAGAACUUACGUAGAUUAGUUCAAUUUCAAGAUGACUUAAUCACAUGGUGACUUCAAGUGAAACGAAUCGAAAAACCAGAUAAUGUUUUAUAGAACUGUAGUUUAUUUCAUAGGUUAUAACCUCAAUCAAUUCAAGACACCAUACAACCAUUUCCUAUCGUCUUCAGUAGAUCAUUGACUUACAUCCGACAUAGCUGAACUUCAAUGGCCACGACUUCUCAUUAGAACUCCAGAAAUUUAUUCUCCAUGCUAGUCACUAGUGAGCACAUGAUAGUUUUCAGUAUAGGUAUGUGGAAAUUGUCAAGUUUCGUUGGAAUCAUAAACUGUGUUAGGGAUCCUUAGUGGAAAUGUAGUGGAUGAGUGCUGAAGUGUAGUAUAUUAAUUUAUUGUUC
Messenger RNA from Schistosoma haematobium, 16943 nucleotides. It is a transcript of the gene COG4, whose product is annotated as Golgi transport complex subunit 4. The record is from RefSeq and is a predicted model, not a curated record. The transcript is spliced from 19 exons. Bases 79 to 2409 code for a protein of 776 amino acids. Lineage: Eukaryota; Metazoa; Platyhelminthes; Trematoda; Strigeidida; Schistosomatidae.